Messenger RNA from Triticum turgidum subsp. durum (durum wheat), 2220 nucleotides. The record is from the annotation of a GenBank genome assembly. NCBI's taxonomy places the organism in Eukaryota, Viridiplantae, Streptophyta, Magnoliopsida, Poales, Poaceae.
AUGGCUUUCCUGCCACUGCUAGUUGUCGCAGUCAUGUUGCACCUAGCCUCUACAUCAGCGCAGUCUGGCCCCGGAUGCAAAACACAAUGUGGUGAUGUCGACAUCCCUUAUCCGUUUGGUAUUGGUAUUGGUACUGGCUGUGCUAUUAGAGACUUUGAGAUCAUCUGCAGGAGGACUGCUAAUGGAAUCUACAAGCCAUUCUUGUUCGUUCGGAAUGUGGAGGUUCUAAGCAUCUCAGUGCCCCUCGGUCAAGUCCGAGUUUUAUCCGACAUCUCGACAUACUGCUACAAUACAAGUACAAGAUCAAUGGUACAGAAAGCUUGGUCCCUUGACUUCUCACGAAGCCCGUACCGCUUCUCCUAUCUACACAACAAGCUCAUAGUUAUUGGAUGCAACACGCUCGCAUACAUCAACAACUUGGGAAGCAGUGCAAGGUAUACGACAGCAUGCGCAGCAGUGUGUGAGAGCCCGGCAGCACUGACAAACGGUUCUUGUGUUGGCGCAGGCUGCUGCCAAAAUGAUAUACCAAAGGAUCUAAGGGGCUAUAUGUUCACAUUUUAUGAUGUUUACAAUAAUUCCAACAGUACGCUUUUCAACCCAUGUAGCUACGCCGCCAUGGUGGAGACAGAGACAUUUAGUUUCAGCUCGGACUUCAUAACCACUACAAGGUUCAAUGAUACUGACGAUGGGCGGAAGCCACUGGUGCUGGACUGGGUGGUCGGAAAUGCAACUUGUGAAGUGGCCAGAGACAUGCCUUCUUACGCGUGCCAUAGCAGGAACAGCAUGUGUGUGAACUCGACUAACGGCCAAGGGUAUCUAUGCAACUGCACCGACGGAUAUGAAGGGAACCCUUACCUCUUUGACGGAUGCAGAGGCAAGUUCAUUUCUUUACUUGAUCCCUAUGUCAAUGAAUGUGAGAAGAAUUCAAGUAUAUGCCCGAAGUCUGCAACAUGCCACAACACUAUUGGAGGGUAUUAUUGUUCAUGUUCUCCAGGAAGAAAGUUUGUAACGGAAACAAAGUCUUGUAACCCAGACAUAGGUAAACCACUAGGCAUUAGCAUUGGCGUUGUCAUUCUAGUGAUUAUCAUCUUCUGCAUACGUGUAAUAUUUGAGAGAAGAAAGCUUGCGAAUGUCAAAAAACAGUAUUUUCAGCAGCACGGAGGGAUGCUAUUGUUUGAGAAGAUGAAAUCAGAUCAGGGACUUUCAUUUACAGUGUUUACUGAAGCAGAACUGAAACAAGCAACAAAUGAAUUUGACGAAAACCAGAUUCUUGGACAUGGAGGCAAUGGCACUGUGUACAAGGGAAUAAUUAAGGAUAUCACUGAAGUGGCAAUUAAAAGGUGUGCAUUGGUUGAUGAUAGGCAGAAGAAGGAAUUUGGCAAAGAAAUGUUGAUUCUUUCCCAUAUCAAUCACAAGAACAUUGUCAAGCUAUUGGGAUGUUGCCUUGAGGUGGAAGUCCCCAUGCUAGUAUAUGAGUUCAUCCCAAAAGGAACAUUGUUUGAUCUUAUUCACGGCAAGAACAGUAAACCGCAUCUCCCUUUCAGUUCUCUUCUAAGGAUCGUCAAUGAGGCAGCUGAGGGGCUUGCAUUUUUACAUUCCUACGCAAACCCACCAAUUCUACAUGGUGAUGUGAAAACCUCUAACAUCCUUCUUGAUGAGAAUUACAUGGCAAAGGUGUCAGAUUUUGGGGCUUCUAUAAUAGCACCAAUUGACAAAGCCCAGUUCGUCACAAUGGUUCAAGGGACAUGUGGUUAUCUGGACCCUGAAUAUAUGCAGACAUGUUGCUUGACAGACAAAAGCGACGUUUAUAGCUUCGGUGUUGUUCUUCUAGAGAUCCUAACAGGGGAGGAGCCACUGAAACUUGAAGGUCCUGAGAUAUGCCGGAGCCUGUCGUCGAGUUUCCUGCUGGCUAUGAAGGGGAACAAUCUUGAUAAUAUGCUCGACAAUCAAAUAAAAGAUCAUGAGAAUAUGGAGUUGAUUGUAGGGGUAGCAGAUCUAGCUAGGCAAUGCUUGGAAAUGUGCAGUGACAAUAGGCCCUCGAUGAAAGAGGUAUCUGAGGAGCUUAGCAGAUUAAGGAAGUUUUCGAGGCAUCCUUGGAUACAGCGUGAUACUGAGAGAGAUAGCUUUCUCGGUCUGAUUGAAACAGAACAAAGCUCUGAGUGCACAGAGAAGGAUGAAAGAAUGCCCAUAAAUCCAAGCAGUUUUUACCUUAUGAGGUGA